Aspergillus heteromorphus CBS 117.55 is the source of this 534-nucleotide messenger RNA. RefSeq lists its product as uncharacterized. NCBI's taxonomy places the organism in Eukaryota, Fungi, Ascomycota, Eurotiomycetes, Eurotiales, Aspergillaceae. The transcript has 2 exons. The record is from RefSeq and is a predicted model, not a curated record. The coding region runs from base 1 to 534 and encodes 177 amino acids.
AUGAGCGCGUUAUUCGAGACCGUGGUGCAGCGGUUCCGGGGGCGUGGAUGUGGUGGUUGCGAAUGCGGGGAUUAUGGAACCGGGGAGGGGGGCGUGUUGGAUUUGGAGGAUGUGGAUGUGGAUGUGGAUGUCUCUCCGCCUAGCCAUGUUCCAUAUGAAGAACAACAACAACAACAACAACAACAACAGCGAAAAACCAAUCUCCCCAUCCAUCGUGCUCAUUACCUCUACGUCUGGGUAUUUCGGGGGCACGGGGGUCGCGGCCUACGUGGCGUCCAAGCAUGGGGUGGUGGGACUGCUGCGGGCGUCGCAGGAGGUUGCGCGACGGUAUGGCAUUCGGGUGAAUGGCGUCGCACCGUUUCUGACCCCGACGGGUAUAACGGCAACGGGUUUGCCCAGCGUUGGCAGGAGGCCGGGCUGGAGACGAAUACCCCUGAGCGGGUGGCCGAGGUGAUCGAGCAGGUUGCGCUGGAUGAGUCGCGGGGGGGGGAGUGUGUUCUCGUGAGUACCUGUCUGUGUCUGUCUGGACCUUGA